Gossypium raimondii (Peruvian cotton) is the source of this 2232-nucleotide messenger RNA. Its product is annotated as ABC transporter G family member 23. NCBI's taxonomy places the organism in Eukaryota, Viridiplantae, Streptophyta, Magnoliopsida, Malvales, Malvaceae. Gene Ontology annotation, molecular function: ATP binding; ATP hydrolysis activity; ABC-type transporter activity. Bases 130 to 2109 code for a protein of 659 amino acids. The record is from RefSeq and is a predicted model, not a curated record. The transcript has a single exon. Gene Ontology annotation, cellular component: membrane.
CUCUGCCAAAUAUUUCACCAUCAGCAUUAAACAAAAAACUUGGUUGUUCCAACCUCCAUUUCUACGCUGAUUUACCCCCUCAGCCACCUUCAACAAAAUGCAGUCCACACUCAAGUUUUAGCUCUAACAAUGGCAGCUUGCUUCCACCCCAAACCCACCAUCAAUGGCGAAGAUGACUCUGUUAUUCUCUUCUCAACUUCCAGUUCCCCUCAAGGAUCCACCAGCCCUUCCUCUUCUUCCUACCACUCACCCCCACCAUCCCUUUCAUCUCACCAUCAUUCUAGAACUUCUCACAAAUUAACAGUGAGAAACCUUUCCUACACAAUUCACUUGAAAGGAUCGAUCCCUGAUUCCUUCCUUCACUUGGCGCAAAAGCCUAAGCCUGUUGAGGUACUUAAAUCGGUCAGCUUUGUUGCUAGAAGCUCCGAAAUCGUUGCCAUCCUGGGUCCAAGUGGCACUGGCAAAUCCAGUCUUCUUAGGAUAAUAUCAGGAAGGGUAAAUGAUAAAGAUUUUGAUCCAUGUAGCAUCUCCAUUGACGAUCAUUUGAUGAUGAGGAGUCCAGAUCAGUUGAGGAAGAUUUGUGGAUUUGUGGCACAAGAGGAUAGUUUGCUUCCUCUUCUCACCGUAAGAGAAACGCUGAUAUUCAGUGCCAAGUUCAGGCUCAAAGAAAUGAGCUCAAAAGAGAAGGAAGAAAGGGUUGAGAGCUUGAUGCAAGAGCUUGGCCUUUUACAUGUUGCAGACAGUUUCGUUGGUGAUGAAGAGAAUAGAGGGAUUUCUGGUGGAGAAAGAAAAAGGGUUUCAAUUGGUGUUGAUAUGAUUCAUGACCCUCCAAUUUUACUCCUGGAUGAACCUACUUCAGGCCUCGAUAGUUCUUCAGCUCUUCAAGUGAUUGAACUUCUUGCUUCAAUGGCUAAAGCUAGGGGAAGAACAGUUUUGCUUUCUAUCCAUCAACCAAGCUAUAGAAUUCUCAGAUACAUUUCUAAAUUCUUGCUUCUUUCACAUGGUUCUGUUGUUCAUAAUGGUAGUCUCGAGUUGCUUGAGGAAAACAUACAGAGAUUAGGAUUUCAAAUCCCAACUCAAUUGAAUGCUCUCGAGUUUGCAAUGGAAAUUAUGCCUGCACUGGAAGCUUCAACCCCCAAAUUGACUGUUGUGGAAGACAAGGACUCAUAUGAAUCGUAUCCGCGGGUAUGGUCCGACGAAGAAUGCAAUAGAAUCCAACAACGCGACUACGAUGACGACGAUAAACGGAUGGGAAACUUUUGGUUCUUUUCAAAUUUGCUUGAAAUCAUGUUUCUAUGCUCCAGAUUCUGGAAGAUAAUUUACAGAACAAAGCAGCUGUUCUUAGCAAGAACCAUGCAGGCAAUUGUGGGUGGAUUAGGAUUGGCAAGCGUUUAUGUAAAAGUAAGGAAAGACGAAGAAGGAGUGGCUGAAAGAUUAGGCUUAUUUGCAUUUAGUCUAAGUUUCCUCCUUUCAUCCACGGUCGAAGCACUCCCAAUAUACCUCCAAGAACGUCGUGUUCUAAUGAAAGAAGCCUCAAGGGGAGCUUACAAAAUUUCAUCCUACAUGAUCGCCAACACCAUCGUCUUCAUGCCCUUCCUAUUCGCUGUUUCCAUCCUUUUCGCCGUCCCGGUUUAUUGGAUCGUAGGCCUCAAUCCUUCCAUUUCAGCAUUCGCGUUUUUCACAUUCGUGGUUUGGCUCAUAAUCCUAAUGGCGAGCUCCCUCGUACUCUUUCUUAGUGCGAUCUCGCCCGACUUCAUAUCCGGGAAUUCGCUCAUCUGCACGGUUCUAGGAUCCUUUUUUCUCUUCUCGGGCUAUUUCAUCCCCAAAGAUAACAUCCCAAAGUACUGGCUCUUCAUGUACUAUGUGUCCCUUUACAGGUAUCCCUUGGACACAUUGCUUACGAAUGAGUAUUGGAGCUUGAGAAAUGAGUGCUUUUCAUGGCGGCCGGGGAACAUGUGUAUUUUGUCGGGAAAUGAUGUUCUAAAGAGUAGAGGACUUGAGAAGGACACAAGGUGGAUCAAUGUUGGUAUCAUGUUUGGUUUUUUUCUCUUCUAUCGUGUGCUUUGUUGGAUCAUUCUUGCUCGAAAGGCUUCAACAACAACAAUAUAGAAAUUAUAUUUAAAUUUUCGUUGAUAAACCUUAUGUGAUCUACUCUAACUAUAGUAGAAUUACAUCAUUACAUUUUAUUUCUUUAUUUAUUUUUUUCUGAUCAAUAUUUUUUAUUUUCCACAA